CGAUCAUGCCACUCUACCGUUCAAGUUCAACAACAUACAUCAAACACCACUCGCUCGAUCGAGUACAGAGCUCAGCAGCAAGAGACUGCCGUAACUUUGUCCAGAUUAGACUUAACUCUCGUUUUCGUACAUAUUUAUCAAGCCCCGCCACACAUUGACGCGUCCGUAAUCGCUUUUUGAAAGUUCGCCAGUUCGUUCACAUGUGCCCAAGAGGAUCUAAUCCUUGUUCUGAUUCCAGUGCUGUGUUUCCCUUGUCGCCAAAAUGAUUUUACCGCUCCCUCCGAGCAUGGAGACUUCGAUAUUGGAACUGGUGAUAUUCACGGGGUUCCUCUACUGGCUAUGUCCCAGUUUCAUGAAUUCGUUGUUGGAAAGAAUCGCAAGGAUGGUGGACAUCGUGACGAGUCGUAUGUUCGAGUCCUUCAACAGGUUUUCGCCGAGCAAGACGGGACAGACGGACUCCAUCACGAGUUAUGGCAAAACGAAGAGGUUUUCGAGGGAGCAGAGAUGUAAAAAGGCGAUUUCGAGGGAAGCAGAUAUAAAAACGAGGGAGAGUCAAUUGUUGGAAAUCAAGGAAAAAACUCCAAAUUUGCACCUAACAAGACCGAAAUCUUUCUUGAGACUCGCCUGUAGAAACUGCACUUUCACCAGUCAUGAAUCUCUCGUCAACAAGACGACAGAAAGGAUGGCCUUACAGAACAUGUUCAUCCGUCACUAUCCAUACGAUGGAAUUAUCGGAAGGUACUUCAGCGAUAUCUACUACAAUUGGAAGGCCAAAGAAUUCGAUUAUAUACUAGCAAACGACAGUCUCCUCGAUGAUGAAUCGGUGAAAAAUUCGGUGGAGCUCAUGACUAGAGAACAGAUCGAAGACACAAAAAAAGAAGGCGAUGAAGAAUUUUAUGAGAAAUUGAAGAAACUCAACUCGGAAAGAGCUAAAAGACUGCUGUAUACUAUGAAAUCUGCCUUGAGUGAUUAUGUAUUGAGGUGUAGUAACUGGUUUUUCCACAAGAUGUUUCCGUUAUUUUUGAAUUCGGUAUUGGUACAUCCUGGACAGAUAAGCAUGAUCCAGGAAGCUAGUAAAUCGGGACUUCCACUCAUCUUCCUACCCCUUCACCGAUCCCAUUUAGAUUACUUACUUCUCACGUACAUACUCUUCAAUCAUGGGAUAAAGCCACCACUGGUUGCGGCAGGGGAUAAUUUGAAGCUUCCUUUCUUUGGUCAAGUAUUGAAGGGUCUUGGCGCCUUUUACAUUAAAAGAAGAAUAGACCCGAUCGAAGGCCGUAAAGACCACAUAUACAAAGCAAUACUGCAAACCUACAUCAAACACUCGUUGAAAAGUGGCCACAAUAUAGAAUUCUUUAUUGAGGGAGGUCGGACAAGGACCGGGAAACCCUUGAUGCCAAAAUAUGGCAUAUUCAGCGUCAUCGUCGACUCCCUACUGGACGGCACGAUAGAAGAUGCGUUAUUGGUGCCGGUCAGCAUGAAUUACGACAAGUUGGUCGAUGGAAAUUUCACCAGGGAGCAGCUGGGCGAACCCAAAAAGAUGGAAAGCGUCUGGAGUACCAUCAAAUCGUUGUGGAUGUCCAUAAAUGGCGAUUUCGGGAUGGUGAAAGUGGAUUUCAAUCAGCCCUGUUCCCUAAGGGAAAUGAUAAAGGCUUUCAAACCGGACGUUGAGAACAUUCCUAUAGAAGUAAGGACACACCGAUCAACAUGUUCAGUCUCCAGCAUUUAUGGUACCGAUGUUGUUGCAAAUACCAACAAAAGCGUCAUCGAAAAUAUAUCAAGGCAUGUAGUGUAUGAUGCCAGCCAGUCGACUUCUGUUAUGGCCACAGAUGCUGUGGCUUUCCUUUUACUCACAAGAUAUAGGAAUGGAGUUUCUAUUGAAGAACUUGCAACGGCUUUGGAUACCUUGAGGCAAGAUUUGGACUUUUCCCAGAAGGAGUUGUCGUUCCAAGGCAAAUCCGUAGAUGUGAUAAAUUACGCAGUAGACAUGCUUGGACCCUCGUUAGUACAAAAAGAAAAGGUUGAAUCGCAGGAAAUCAUCAAACCCCGAAUAGAAUUGCCCAAUUCGAUAGAAUUGAGCUACUACAGCAAUAUUUUGGUUCCUCACUUCGCCUUAGAUUCCGUAAUAGCCCUAGCUAUCAAUUCGUUAGAUAGAAGUAGCGGUUUUAUCCAGGCCGAUCAUUUGAUGGAAGCAGCGACAGAACUGUGCAAUAUACUACAGUAUGAAUUUAUUUUCUGCAAGCCCUGCCAGACGCUGGACAAUACGAUUCAGUGCUACCUAGAUGAUCUCAUUUAUAGGAAGAACCUUUUCAUCAUGGAAGAUGAAUCAGCUAUGCAAUCAAGGAGUAGAAGAAUGGCCAGACAGUUUGACGACGACGAUGAUGAUGAAAACAUUCCUUAUAUAUCCCCUAAAUAUCAAUUGAACAAUGAUCCCAAAGUACUUGAAUACCUCGAAUUUUAUCGAGUAAUUAUACUUCCUCUACUUGAAUGUUAUGCUGUUAGCGCACAAACCAUAAUUUCUCUAACCGAUGAAACCAUAUUGGAAACAGAUCUUAUCAAGGAUAUUUUAGACAAUCUACAGAUGCAAUUGUUGAAUAAUUCAGUAUUAUAUAGCGAAUCGGUGUCCACUGAUACAGUGAGAAAUGCUCUGAAAUUAUUCGUUACUUGGGGAAUAUUAGAAUGCCAUAAUGAGGGGAAACUGCGUUUGUACUACUUCAGGGAACUCGAGGAUAAGAAGGAGAUAGCCAAAGACAUGCACAAUCUGAUCAACAAGUACAGACCAAAAGCAAUGUGAUAUUAUUCAAGUUAGUUUAAGGAAAUAGAUCAUUUUCUAAUACUUUUGUACAUAUUAGGCUUACUAGUAUAGUUUUGUGAUAAGUCCAAAGAUCUUCUAAUUGAAGAUGACAAACGAGCACAGGUUUAUUCUCAAAACAUCGGCAUUAUUUUAAAUGUCUCUAUAUUAUUGAUAUUUUUUGAAUUUAGGCAUAGGAAAUGGCUUAGGUAGUCCUGAGAACAAAAGUUUUAAAACUUACAAGUUUCAUCUUGUUAAUUUUGUUACGUUUAUUUGAAAAUUGUGAAAAAUAUAUUUAUUUCUUAGAA
Molecule: messenger RNA, 3099 nt
Organism: Coccinella septempunctata (seven-spotted ladybird)
Lineage: Eukaryota; Metazoa; Arthropoda; Insecta; Coleoptera; Coccinellidae
Gene: mino
Product: glycerol-3-phosphate acyltransferase 1, mitochondrial
Exons: 11
Coding region: 263-2794 (843 amino acids)
Cellular component (GO): mitochondrial membrane
Source: RefSeq, a predicted model, not a curated record